This is a messenger RNA of Drosophila willistoni, 1212 nucleotides long. Its product is annotated as transforming growth factor beta-1-induced transcript 1 protein-like. Gene Ontology annotation, cellular component: Z disc; nucleus. Gene Ontology annotation, molecular function: transcription coregulator activity. The record is from RefSeq and is a predicted model, not a curated record. The transcript has a single exon. The coding region runs from base 354 to 893 and encodes 179 amino acids. NCBI's taxonomy places the organism in Eukaryota, Metazoa, Arthropoda, Insecta, Diptera, Drosophilidae.
CUUGCCAAAUCGAUAUCCUAUGCUGUAUACUGUAUUUUCUCAUUCAGUUUUUGAGUCUCACAAAAUUCAUACGUUCGUUCCGUUUUCGCUCUUUAUAGUUAGUAAAAAAAAAUUUCAAAAUUCCCAAAAAAAAUUUUAAUCUACUCAAAAGUGUGUUAAAUUUUUUAAUGUCAGAAUUGUUUUCCAUCCAUUCCUCCAUAUAAAAAAACACGGUUUUGCAGUUCUUUGGCUCAUUCGAUUUCCGUUUGUGUCGUGUGUGUGUGCGCGGGUUGACGAAAAAGUAAUACAAAAAGGAUCGGAGUUAAAUCUAUUUUCAGUUGAAACGAAGGAAGGAAGGAAGAACGAAAGGCAAGAUGAGUGACCACGUUGUGUGUUACAAGUGCAACGAGGUGAUUACCAAGAGAAUGAUCACGGCUUUGGGAAAGACAUGGCAUCCGGAGCACUUCCUAUGUCGUCACUGCGAGUCUCAGAUCGAGGAUGCCACAUUCAACAUUCAAGAUGGUGAGCCAGUGUGCUCAAAGUGCUUUGUGGAACGCUACACACAGACUUGUGCCGGCUGCAAGAAGCCCAUUCUGGAGCGUACCAUCUGUGCCAUGGGCGAGAGUUGGCAUGAGAAGUGCUUUUGCUGCGAUGGCGCUUGCAGGAAGCCGCUGGCCAAUCAACCCUUCUAUGAGCGACAGGGAAAGGUCUAUUGCAAACAGGACUACGAGGACCUAUUUGCCGCAAGAUGCGCCAAGUGCGAGAAACCCAUUACCACAGAUAGUGCUGUGGUAGCGAUGAAUGCGAAAUGGCAUCGCGAUUGCUUCCGCUGUAAUCGAUGCGAGAGUCCCAUUACCACUCAAACAUUCACCGUGGAUGGGGACAAGCCCGUGUGUCCAGCCUGCCAGGGUUAGUCGAGCUAGCCGUUCCCUAGCUCCAGUUCCAGAUCCAGUUUCGCAUAUUCAGCUUGAGGUUUAGGUAUUGAUUGAUUCAUGCAUUUAUAGUUUUUGUUAUUUCUCGUUUCGGAAUCGAUUGAAAUCCUAUAAAUGUUAUGUACUCUCACUACUCUGGGGCUCAAACUAACUGAUCCAUCCCAGACAAACAAAACAUAAAUACAUACAUACACGCAUGCACACCGACCCACACUACCACAUGAUGUAUCCACAAAACACUUAAACAUCCAUAGAUAUCCAUCAACAGUCACCACCUCCAAUACACCCAAUUAAAAAAGAA